This is a messenger RNA of Camellia sinensis, 1218 nucleotides long. Lineage: Eukaryota; Viridiplantae; Streptophyta; Magnoliopsida; Ericales; Theaceae. The record is from RefSeq and is a predicted model, not a curated record.
GCCCAGGUUGUUCUUCUCUUGCCUAUGGAGCAAUGCAAGAGCUUGGACCAUUCCGUGUCCAUAGUGAUGGCAAAACUCUCUACAGAAAUAGGUUUGCAUGGAACAAAGCUGCAAAUGUAUUGUUCUUGGAGUCCCCAGCUGGAGUAGGGUUUUCAUACUCGAAUACAACAUCAGAUUAUGUGAGUGGGGGUGACAAAAGAACAGCUUCAGAUAAUUAUGUGUUCUUGUUGAAUUGGUUGGAGAGGUUUCCUGAGUACAAAACCAGGGAUUUUUACAUUGCUGGUGAAAGCUAUGCUGGCCAUUAUGUGCCUCAGCUUGCACAUACGAUCCUUCACUAUAACAAGGACCCUAACAACACCUUGAUCAACCUCAAAGGGAUCAUUCAAUAUUGAUAUCUAUAACAUCUAUGCUCCUUUAUGCACCUCUUUCAAUAUCACUCCAUUUCCCAAAAAGGCUACUGUGUUGAAUUUUGAUCCAUGCAGUGAUUAUUAUGUGUAUGCUUAUUUGAAUCGUGCUGAUGUUCAAGAGGCCCUACAUGCCAAUGUAACCAAACUCAGUUAUGAUUGGGAACCAUGCAGUCUAGUCAUCAGACGUUGGGAAGAUAGUCCAUCAACAAUUAUUCCCCUUCUCCAAGAGUUAAUGGCAAAUGGACUACGAGUGUGGGUAUUUAGCGGUGACAUAGAUGGGAGGAUACCAGUGACUUCAACCAAGUAUUCUAUUAAUAAAAUGAAGCUUCAUCUUAAGACUCCAUGGCAUCCUUGGUAUCUCAAUGGAGAGGUUGGUGGGUACACUGAAGUAUACAAGGGGGACCUAACAUUUGCAACAGUAAGAGGAGCAGGGCACCAGGUUCCAAGCUACCAGCCUGCAAGGGCACUUUCACUUAUUAUGCACUUCCUGGCUGGGACACCUCUCCCUAAUUCUACAACACUUCUUCAAUAACUAUUACACCUUUUUUUUUUUCCUUCCCUAUUCUACUAGAAUAAAGAUUGGGACCCCCUUUCCCCCCUCCCUUUGACCCCCUUUCUUUUUUGAUUUGUCACUUUUUCUUUUUCUUCUUCUUUUUUUUUCUUCUCCUCCAAUCACCACCCGCCACGUGUGUGUGGGGGUGGUGCGGGUUGAAGUUUGAGGGGAUCUAAAUCACUGCUGAUUCUACUAUAAUCAACACUGUUUUCUGCUUGUACCAAGGCCUCUAUUUAUUUUUUUGUUUUUGUUUUUCAA